Bacidia gigantensis is the source of this 2421-nucleotide messenger RNA. RefSeq lists its product as uncharacterized. The transcript has 5 exons. The record is from RefSeq and is a predicted model, not a curated record. Lineage: Eukaryota; Fungi; Ascomycota; Lecanoromycetes; Lecanorales; Ramalinaceae. Bases 1 to 2421 code for a protein of 806 amino acids.
AUGAGUGGACUCGAGGUUGGAGGCGGUGUCCUUGCCGCCAUCAGCCUUGCGCUCACGACCACCCAUGGAGUGUAUAGAUCAAUUUCUGGAAUGAAACAUACCUAUCCUUUUGUCAAACAGGUAUCACACGACGCAGAUUCACUAAAAAAGUUGUUGCAACAGCUUCGAAGCUACGGUGAUGAGCUUGAGAACGCCGCUGACCUUCCAGAUCUGGUAGCAGACUGCCUUAGUGAUGUUCAGUCUCUAGAAGAGAAUUUGCACAAGAUAUUGCGCGGCCAGGACAGCAAGCUAUCGAAAUUCGCACAACGGCUGAAGUUUGUCUUCACGGAGCAAGAUUGGGUCAAAAAGUCUGGCGUCCUUCAGCAACAUCAUCGAGCGAUCUCCUUGCAGCUCGAUAUUAUAGCAGGGAGAAGUAAUUCUGCUCAAACUGCUCAGCUGGUACGGAUGGAACACUUGGCCGAUGAGCAGCUUGCUCAGCAAACAACCCAUUUUGAAACAACUAAUCGUGCUAUGAGAGCCGCAAAUGGCUUGCAUCAAAACCUAGCGCGUUCCGUAGCGAGUGCAAGAACAUCGAAUCAUGAGACGGUUUGCGCAGUCAACAAUCUUAGUGACAAAAUUGGGAAUCUCUCCUUUUCGGAAGGCCAACUCGACAUUCUCAAAAGCCACAUCGGUAGCGCGGUGCAACAAAGCAUACGCCAAUCCGAAACCAGAGACGCUAAUGUUGACACGUGCCGUGGGACUCAAACGGACCCACAACCAGAUAGUCGUGCGUCGUUCGAGGCCUUACGUGCAUCGGAGGACGUACAGAGUGCUCUUCAUCGACUGGGCAGUCUGGCGAGUGAGAAGGAGAAGACCGUCUUUUCUACCGAAGCAGAAGAUUUGCUUCAAGAUGUCAAAUCCAUCUUCUUUCCCCCAGAAACCCUGAGGCUCGCUAAAUUAUCGGAACCUCACGCAGGGUUCAAGAGGUCGGCAAGCCCAUGCGACAGCGAUGGAAAGAGGGAAACCGAUGGAGAGUUUCAACGUCAUGCGAAGCGUAUGAAACGACAUCUUGGUCUAUCAGGGAACGCUGCGAUCAACGACAAAGUCUGCCGAAAACAAUUGUCUGCCCCGGGCGAAUACACAUCCGAAUACUGUUAUUUCACGCAAGAAACUAUCAAUGGUGUUCUCUCUACUUUAGUCAGGACGCGACGAUGUGCUUCCAAACCAUCCUCCUCAAGCGCAAACGGACAAAGCAACAAUAACGAUAUAGAGUACAGGGAUAUCAGGGCUGAAUUCCUUUCCAGGGAGCCUAACAACAUUUUAGUGACGGCUCUAAUACAACAAAGGAUUACCAGUAGUGAAAACAUCCUCACCAAGCCGAAUAUCGUUGUCUCCAUGACGUUACCGGAUGAUGCUGAGGCUUUCGAGUUGAUAAAGGCGGGCAAUCUCGACGGUCUUAUCGAGUCGCUCAACAGUAAAAGGACGAGACUCACUGACCGCGACCUGGAAGGACGGUGUCUCCUGAAUGUGAGUACUGCGAAGGAUGGUGAGGAUGUCGAGAAUUCAAGCAAAGCAGAGGAAUGCAAAGCAUUACUACUUGACUCAGGUUUCGAUCCAAUGCUGGACGCUGGGGGCUGUAACUCCCUCCGCGAGGACUGUGACCAGAGUCCCUGUGCAGCCUCAAUCAAAAUGCUCUUUGAUCAUGGUCAAGAUUUUCACCUUCUCGAACGUAAAAAUCUGUUUUUACUUGAUCAUCUUCAUACAGGCCAAUGGACUGAAGAAACGGUCCGUUUGCUGCUUGAAAUAGGCCAGGAUGCAAGUGUUUUUGAUCCUGAUGGCACGGUCCUUCACCCAACCGUACAAGGCGGCUGGAAAGUGGAUCUCCUGGGCGUCAAACAUGUGCUCAAAUUGCUUGUCCAACAUGGUGCCGAUAUCUUUGCAUUGGCUCAUGACGGAUAUACAGUUGUAGACAUCGUGCUCGACGAGAGAACCGAGUGGAGACAAUCUGCCGUUGAUCGUGGGACGGAAAAUGGUAGAGAUUUACCGCUUCGAGCAAUUUGGAAAUCAGUCCUCGAAGAAUGUGGAUAUGACUGGCAGAAGGUGUGUGAGAUAGAUGGCGCAUCGUUGAUAUUUUUUUCACAAAACACCGACAACGACACGUGGGAGCUUUCGUUAGACGAGCAACAUCAAUCAACUAUCAGAGUCAUCGACAAGUCCCUUUAUAGUGGCACCGGAAGCGAAGUAUAUGAAUCUCGUUGUCCCUAUCUGAAUCAGGACGGCAGCGUCAAGAUUUGCCUUUGGUGUGACUGGUCUUGGGCGGCCAAGCAGAUGUAUGAGGAAGCCUGUGGUCCUGGGACUGAUAAGUGGAAGACAGUAUUCGGUAUCUCAACUCAAUCGGAUGACUCUGUUUCGGAUGCGAGCACUACAGACUCGGAAUGUUGA